AUGGGAUCGCUGAAUAGAUCUAAAAGUUUCGAAGAGUAUAUAAACGAAUACUAUUCGAAGCAAAGAGUAGUCGGCAAUUCCGUUCCGAUAGGACUUUUUGCGUUUGGAACUACACAGCUCAUUUAUUCUUUAUAUCUUAUUCAAAUAGCCAAUAUAACUAAUCCUCAGGUUGGACUUGGUUCCGCUUUAUUUUAUGGUGGUCUUAUUCAA
Racocetra persica is the source of this 210-nucleotide messenger RNA. Lineage: Eukaryota; Fungi; Glomeromycota; Glomeromycetes; Diversisporales; Gigasporaceae. The record is from the annotation of a GenBank genome assembly.